UGUCCCGAAAUUUCAUUCUACCCCUCAGAUUAUCCUACCAGGCAUGCGCACAUCAAUGUUACGUCAUUUUCUUGCGCUAUAAAAUCAUACUUGUUUAUUUUAUACUGCUACGGGAAUCUGAUUGUGUAUUUUCGUUGUUAAAUCAUUCUAGGCCUACAUAUUUAUUUAGUACUGGUAGUACAAGUAUAGGGUAUUGCGCUGUAAAUUAAUCAUAGACAAGACACUGUAUGAAAGACACUGAAACUGAAAGGCUAAUUUUUUUAAUAUCAAAGUUUGUUUGCACGUUGCUACGGUGAACAAAAAAAAGAAAUGGUUCGAUGUGACACAUCCUAAGGAAUAUCAUAGCGUGAUUUUCAUGUUCGAGUGAUCUUUGAGUAGUCUGAAACCGAGUCUUUGAGUUUUAACUGGGCAUUAAACCAUCAACAUGUCAUCGAUUAAAGAGCGUCCCACAACGACCACAGUUGUCGUGAAGGGCAAACGACCUAUGCAUCGAAGCACAUUGAUUCUAGGCGAUCAGACUAAAUCAUUUUAUUCUACAACACACGCAGAGUGUUUUUCUGGGAGAGGACGCGAUGGUCAACCGCUUGUCUUUCUGUCUCGAGAUUCACUCUAUCCCUCACAGCAUACAGGAAAGCUGGACCUUAGUAACAUGACUACAACACCUGCCAAUACACACUCCAGAGAUGUGCAUGGACCGAAGGACAUUGUACCACAUCAUGUACUGCACAGCACCGGGGAACAGAACAAAACACGGAACCGUGGGGGUCUUGAGAUUAAAGACAUCACCCACCCCAACGAGAUCACUCUGUACCAGACCACAUAUCACAAAGAGCACUGCAAUACCUCCCCUAGACAUCUAACAGAUGAAUCCAGUGGACAGCCAAUCUUCUGGCACAGCCAUAAUAUUAUCACAGGAGAAGAGAGGACUCCAGCUGGGCCUGGGCGACUGAGAAGACAGUCUGGAGACAGGGUUCUGUGGGUGACCCGGCGCUGGGACACACAGCACAACUCUUUUCGGCUGUAUUGAACCAAUCAAUGUGGUACUAGUACUAGUGAGCAGUUAAUAAAGUCUUACUUCAUUCUUCUGAUCAGAACUCUUCAACUAAGAAUUCGGUCUUGUUCAUUUCAUUCCACACCACACAUUGUUUGGGGAACAUAUAUUUAGCUUUCCAGCCAGAAAUUUCCUCUCUGCUAGCAUGGAGGUGCUAUAUGGAAAAGUUUCUGUUGUGGCCUAUAAACAAAAUGAAAGAAUACUGGAAUUAAAACGGCAACAAAGAUAGUUUAUAAUCUUAGUUUAUUAUUGUGCUGAACAAUCAAAACACAAAAAUGACAAUUAAAAGAACAAAUAGAGAAGACAAACUUAAGACAAGCCAGUAGACACAAAGAAACACACAUGACCAGGAGAGAAACUGAACAUAUAUUUACAGCCCAGCAACAGGUGUUGGAUUAAGAAGUGGCCAGAGCUUGAGGACAGUCAUAAGGUCCACACAGCACUAGUACAGCAGUAUGGGUCGAAAUUCCUUUACACAAACAAGUGUCUCACUCCAGUUACUUCUGUUUCCAGUGCAAUUUUCAGAACAGUGCAGAAAUGAAUGUUUCCAAGCCAUUGAAUCACAAAAAGGCAACAUUUGAAGACCUCUGAUUGUGUUCUGUGCAUCUAACAUAAUUCAGUAGUUGCCUUAUUGGCUAAAAAACGGAAUACAAGCAAUAAAGUGAUCUUUAUAUUUUGCACUUACCAUAUUUACUAUGACAUACAAAUUCAUGGAUGUGAAAAAAAAAAACGGAACGCAUUGGUGAUGA
Triplophysa rosa is the source of this 1800-nucleotide messenger RNA. RefSeq lists its product as uncharacterized. Bases 425 to 1027 code for a protein of 200 amino acids. NCBI's taxonomy places the organism in Eukaryota, Metazoa, Chordata, Actinopteri, Cypriniformes, Nemacheilidae. The record is from RefSeq and is a predicted model, not a curated record. The transcript has 4 exons.